Molecule: messenger RNA, 2238 nt
Organism: Amphiprion ocellaris (clown anemonefish)
Lineage: Eukaryota; Metazoa; Chordata; Actinopteri; Pomacentridae
Gene: fastkd4
Product: transforming growth factor beta regulator 4
Exons: 11
Coding region: 103-2094 (663 amino acids)
Biological process (GO): regulation of mitochondrial mRNA stability; mitochondrial RNA processing
Cellular component (GO): mitochondrial matrix; ribonucleoprotein granule
Molecular function (GO): RNA binding
Source: RefSeq, a predicted model, not a curated record
GUGAUAGCGUCCCCUGACGUCAUUUUCCUGCGACCCUCUCUGACAGGCGUUUCUAUCCAUGUGAAGCGCUCCAGCCAAAGUUAACCUGAAUUAAAAGGUUGGAUGUGGGAUGGUGACACCGGCUGCUACGUUGUGAGAAACCUCCUCUUUCUUUUCUCGCUGUGGUGUCUUCCUCGUCUCUCCAACCCGAUGGCCAGCCGCCUCCUGUGCAGAUACGCCCGACUGCUCUGCAGGGUUUCCUCUCAGACUCCGGCUGCUGCCGCCGCUGCCGCCCGCCUUCCUCCACCUGUAGCUGGACCUGCAGAGCUGCAGGGGGCGAAGGGCUGGCCAUGGGUCACAGAGAGGCUAAUGUGUGAAGCAAACCUCAAAGAAGACAACCGUGCAGUUUUACCUGUGCGCACACAGCUGGACAAUCUAGUGGAAAAGGCAGAGGCACCAGAGGACGUCCUGGCAGCCUGGGCAGCGAAUGGGGGGAAUGGAAAUCAAGCUGCCAACGCCCUGAUGAAGUGGACUCAGCUGGUGCUGAAGACAAUGGGGAAGUUUCAUCAACACAGACCAGAGCUGAUGAAGGAUUCGAGGCUGCAGGACAUGAUGAAGGUCGUAUGUCGUCAGGUGUCUUCGGUGUGGAACAACAAUCUGGUGUCUGUGCUGAGAAGUCUAUGGAUUAUAGGCGUUCCCCCCACGGACUCUGUGCUCAGUUCUGUGCACAACGAGGUCCUGUGGAGAGUCCGCAGACUCACAUGCAAGCAGCUGGGCUACCUGGUGGACUGGGGAGCCAGCAGGAAAGGACAGCAGGACGUGAUGUUAGUGAACUCUGCGUUGAAACAGCUGGAACUGCGCUGGACUGAAAUCGCCGAUGUUAAAACUGUCACGGCGCUGAUAUCCAGAGGAGGACGCAUAACGCCCACGUUGAUGGACAAACUUGAAGACAAGGCUCUGGAGCUCGCAGAGAGUUUUUCAGCUGAAGAAAUCCGCAAAGUCUGCAUAUCUUUGGCUGCUCAGAAUCGCAGAAGCGUCCCGCUGCUCAGAGCUUUGUCCUACCACCUGCUGCAGAAGCCGUCGUCAGAGUUCACCACCCCACUGAUAAUGGAUGUGGCCUUCGCAUUUGGGAAGCUGAAUUUCAACCAUUCUCAAGUAUUUCAGCGAAUUGCCUCGGAGUUGUUACCCAGAGUUCCUGAUCUCAGCCCUGCAGACGUCACACGUUGUGCCAAGUCACUGGGAUUCCUUAAGUGGCUCCACAUCCGUCUGUUUGAGGCCUUUGCUGAGCACUACACAGUGAAUCACCAGAAGUACAGCACUCUGCAGCUCUGUAAUCUGCUCAUGACUUUUGCCAGACUUGAUUUCCAGCCCAGCAAAGGAGAAGAAAUCUACAGCAAGGUUCACCUUGUGCUGGAGGAAUCUCUGUCAGGUCUGGAUGCUUUCCUUCAGACAGAUGUGGUUUGGUCGCUGUGUGUGCUGCAGCAGGCCAAACCCGACUACCUCAUCGCCCUUCUACAACCAAACCAUGUUAGCAAACUGUCAGAGGGAAGUCCGGCUCAAGUAGAGAACUACAAGCUGAAACUCCUGCAGGUUGCUGCUACUCUCCGCUUAGAGCAUCCAGGUUCCUCAGAUCCUGGAUCCUCCCUCAGUGUCCCGUCAGUCCAGACCAGCAGCUCCACUCUGUCUGUCCUACAGAGCAGUUUAAGAGAAGCCUUACAGAGUUUAGUAGGUGGGAAGACAGAGGCCCUUCGUACUGGUGUUGACACUGUAUAUGGCUGGACUAUUGAUGGUGAGCUGGUCGUGGAUUGUGACAACAAACCAGUGGACAUUUCGAUGCUAAAAGGCCCUCAUCUGCCGUGCGGAGGAGGAGAUCAGGCUUUACCUGCAGGUGCACGGCGGCUAGCUUUCUUGGCUUGGGAGUUUCCAAACUUUGGCUCGAAGAGUAAAGACCUUCUGGGACGUUUUGUCAUGAUGAAACGGCAUCUUCAGUUGGCCGGUUUUAUCACAGUGGAGGUGCCGUACUACGAGUGGCUGGAGCUGAAGACGGACUGGCAGAAGUUGGCCUACCUGAAGGACAAAAUGGGGAAGGCGGUGGCCGAGGACAUGGCCAAGUGAACUGUGCAGCGUUUGCAAGCUCAGCUAAAUCACAGUUGUACCCAAUCGAAUGGGACCGCAGGGAAAACACGCAUAACACCCACGUUCACACUCAGAACGGAGCAGCAGUGCAGAAAGGCUCUCUCACACACACACACACACACA